CUCCAGAACAUUGUAGAACGCACUGCAGGCUGCAACUAUUCAGAGGGCAGUGCCGGGUCAGUGGUGUCGUGUUGUUGCGAUCAGCUGUUGCAGUGUCAGUCAGCUGCGCGACAGUGCGGCGAGGCAGUGGAGCGAGAACGACACAGAAGGCAGUUGCAGUCGCGCGGGAGCUCUAGAAGGCAGUGCUGUUCAGCUGUGUCCCAGCGAUCAGCUGUUGCAGUCAGUGUAUGUCAACUGUCGCGAUGUUCCUGCUGUUGUGUGUGUUUGCCACACUGCUCAUGGGGGUGGCCGAGGCCCAACGCCGCCCUGAUCCCGCCAGACGAGCCCUCUACCGCCUGGAGAAGAUAGAUGUGGACACGAUGCUAAGCAAUAAUCGCAUCAUGACCAACUAUGUCCGCUGCUUCGUCGGCAAGGGCGCGUGCUCCCCUGAGGGCCGUGAUUUCAGAAAACUGAUUCCGAAGUUGACAGCUACUGCAUGUGGUGACUGUACCCCAAACCAACAAAGAAUCAUCAAGAAGAUAUUUCUGUUCAUGUACACGCAGCGCAACAAUGACUGGAAACAGCUCCAAGACACGUUUGAUCCCAAACACAAGUUUGAGAAGAAAAUCUGUGAUUUCAUGGGAGUUGAGAAGACGAAGCCAUAAUUUCAUUUAUAAAUUAGAAAAACCCUUGAAGACUGUCUCUGUAUCUUUUGUUAUUGUAUAUAAUUAGUUAUCAAUAAAUUUCGUUUACAAUUUUA
Molecule: messenger RNA, 739 nt
Organism: Homalodisca vitripennis (glassy-winged sharpshooter)
Lineage: Eukaryota; Metazoa; Arthropoda; Insecta; Hemiptera; Cicadellidae
Product: ejaculatory bulb-specific protein 3-like
Exons: 2
Coding region: 228-644 (138 amino acids)
Source: RefSeq, a predicted model, not a curated record